Patella vulgata (common limpet) is the source of this 4012-nucleotide messenger RNA. Its product is annotated as cadherin EGF LAG seven-pass G-type receptor 2. The transcript is spliced from 20 exons. Gene Ontology annotation, cellular component: plasma membrane. NCBI's taxonomy places the organism in Eukaryota, Metazoa, Mollusca, Gastropoda, Patellidae. Gene Ontology annotation, biological process: homophilic cell-cell adhesion. The record is from RefSeq and is a predicted model, not a curated record. Gene Ontology annotation, molecular function: calcium ion binding. The coding region runs from base 272 to 2662 and encodes 796 amino acids.
UUGAUCGAAGUGUUGACAAUACAAACGACACGGUCAGAGGGGUUGGUAGCUAAAGGUGCACAACUCAAGCUUCUGUUCACUAUAGAAAAAAACCUUUGGAUUACGUAUUAUUGCCUAAUAAUAUUACUUACCCAGUGGAGGUCUUUUCGUCUAUCUUGGAUUUUUAGUUAUUUGCAAGCUAAUUUUAAGAUGAUCUUUUAAAUUGUUUCGUGUGUAGCGCAUUAUACAAAGGUUUUCGAGAAAUUGAUCACACAACUGGUGCUUCAUUUGAAUGAUGAUAAAUAAAAACAUGGGGAAUAGAUUAAUUUGUUUAUUGGUGAUGGUUGCCAUGGGAUCUUGUGUUGAUCUUACUAAAGCUGAUUUGUGCGACGUUAAUGGUAGUUACGAGGUCUUUAUUCGUGGUAUCAGGGAAGAUACACAAAUAGGUGAAGUUAUUUAUACCAUAAAUUUCGCUGGUACGCCAAACGAAAUUAUUCUACAGCAAGCAGCAAACAGUUUCUUUGAUUUCGACCCUCAGACGAGGAAUGUGACUAUAAAAGCUGGAUUAGACAGGGAAACACAGGGAGAAAAAUUAACAUUUAAAGUGUCAUGUAAAGUGAAUACAACUAAUGCUCCAACAGUUGAUAUAACUGUGAAUGUAUUAAUAGUUGAUGUCAAUGACAAUUCACCGAAUUUUACUGUAAAUACUUAUUAUUUGAACAUAAGUGAGGAUGUUCCUGUGGGUCAGAAUAUUGUGACUAAUAUUAAAGCCAACGAUUCAGAUCCUGGACAAAAUGGACAGAUUUUGUAUGAUAUCGUUCAAGGCCAAUAUUCUGAAUAUUUUGAAAUAGAAGAUAAGGUAAAAACUGUCAUUCGUCUGAAUAAAUCCUUGGAUUAUGAACAACUUAAAAUCAUGACAUUAAAUAUUUCAGCGAAGGACCAGCCUAUGAAUGAACCCGCACUAACUUCCAUGUGUCAGCUUGUUGUAACCGUCCUGGAUGCUGAUGAUUCCAGCCCAGAAUUUACUAAAAAAAAGUACACCGGAAGCAUCCUUAACACCGCAACACCGGGAACAAAAGUAAAUGUCAACGCUAAAAUACUUGCAACAGAUCCAGAUGUUACAAUUAAUUCUCCCGUUAAAUAUUCCUUAUAUGAUGAGGAUAAUGUAUUUGAGAUUGAUGGAACAUCUGGUGAGGUAAAAGUUAAACAAACUCCAACUGCUAAAACAUAUUCUCUCAUGGUAGAGGCAAUUCAAGUAGAUAAUAGUUUAAGAAAGGGAACAGCGAUAUUACAGAUUCGAGUAUUAGAUAGUAAUACUACUAGUCCACCAAUGUUUGAAAGGACUAACUACUAUCUAUCAGUACCAGAGUCAACACCUAUUCUUACAACAAUUCUUACUCUAUCAGUUAAAGACAAUGAUAUUGAUGACACUGUAACUUUUGCAUUAAGAACGGCUUCCAGUAUAUUUGAUGUUAAUCCACAAAGUGGUGAUCUACUGGUUAAAAAAUCUCUAGAUUAUGAGACACAGCGAAAUUAUACUCUACAAAUAACUGCAACAGAUGACACACAUACGGCCACUGCAACAGUUAAAGUUACAGUUUCUGAUGUGAAUGAUAAUAAUCCGAGCAUUGUACAAAAGGAAGAAAUUGUCGCGGCGCAGAGACAAAAUGGUGCCAUCUUAACUACAAUAAUGGCAACGGAUCAAGACGAAUCCAGCAAACUCUCUUUUGUUCUGCGCAGCUACACAGAUCUCUUUGCCGUCAGUGACGAAGGUGUAGUCUCGAUCAUAGGUCUUGCUGAGGAAUUAAAAGAAAAUAGUUAUGCCCUGUUGAUCGAAGUUUCGGAUAACGGUAUACCGCCAAGAAAAGAAUCAAAGAUUAUUACUGUUGAAUUUUCCAAAUUGCCCGUGACAGGCGGAGUGAUUAUGGCGGGUGGCCAAGAUGAUACAUUGGCGAUCGUGUUUGGGGUAUUGGCAGCCAUCAUGUUCAUAGUAAUAAUCGUUCUACUCUUCUACAUCUUCAGAAAACGUGAGGAAUUUGAAAACUUAAGAAGACAGCAAAGCUCAGAACACCUAAGCAAGGCCAAACUAAACCGAUCAAAUAAUCCCAAGGGAUUGGCUUUCAAAUCAAACCCUCCAGCAAGAAACAACCCAGGUCUCAUUAACAUCGAUUAUCAUGGCAACAUCGACGAAACUUCUGAUCAAGGCGCCACUACUAUCCAGGAAAAUCCCUUUAACGAUGACCGAAUUAAUUACGGUUACGUGCACAGCGAUUCUGAGACAGAUAGAGACAUGGAUGAGAUACACAUUGAAACAUCGGUUAUACCUUAUGAUGCUUACAAGACCAAUUCCGGCGUCUAUAGAAACGUUGAUGACCAUCCGAUAAAUAACAACUAUGACAGCCAUAACUACGAAAACGGUUACGAGAAUGGCUCCCUCGGUACCUUUAAAGAUAGUAUUAGUUCGGAAAGUAUUAACAGCGAAUCUGUGAAUAGUAAAAAGGCGUUGGUUGGUGGAAACAAUAAACGACCAGCUAUGCAUAUGAUGUCAUGGGAUAAUAAUGGCCAAGUUCCGUCGGUGGCGUCUAUGGUAUGUAUCCCUACAGUAAAAACGUUGCAAAGUUUUGACAAUGAUGUUGAGAUAGUCCCAAUCGAGGAGAAACCGGAAAUCACGGUUUAUUUCUAAUAAUAAUAUUGUGAAGACAUGUGAUUGGUUGAAGUAAAAUAAUCCUACGCCAGUCAAAAAUAACCCAAUGAUUGUGAUAAUAAUUAAUUGAUGCAUAUUCAUGAUAGCAUGUUUACAACGUUUUGCGUAAACCCACAGUGACCAAUAAAAACAGCUGUUUUCAAAUGCACAGAUAGUGAAUAGAGUAGAUGUGUUGUGUCUUGUGAUUGGUUUCAACGCUCUGUGUAAAGAACGGGCUGUGAUUGGUUUUCUACUAAUACGUGAUUUGGUUUAGGAAAUAACCGUUUUGUAAAUAACCUAUGUGUGAAAUUACCAGUGUCCCUUCUAAGUUCACAACGGCAGGGAAACUAUAAUGGUCGACAAAAACCAGUACGUAUAUCCAUUCCCAAGAAUAAAUCAAUGUUUACAUAUUUGAGUAUAAGUGAUUGAUUUAAGGCUAUCUAAUUCUACACCGAAAAGCUUAUUAUAUACACGUAUAUAUUUAUAUAAUAAAAGAUUCACAUGUAAGGAUAUAUACCUUUAUAUAUUAACAGGUUAACAUGUAAGGAAAUAUACUUUUAUAUAGUAACAGGUUCACAUGUAUGGAGUUAGACCUUUGUAUAUUAACAGGUUCACGUGUAUGAUUAUCAGGUUCACAUGUAAGCAAAAAGACUGUUGUAUAUCAACUUGAUCUCUUGACCUUACGGGCAUUCACUUGUCCUACAUUUUUUCUCAUGUUUAAUAAAAGCGGUGCAAAAUUUUCAAAUUAAAGGUCACAUUCAAGUAAAUGGAUCAUUGUAUAUUGCAGGUUCACAUGUAAGUUCCCGUGAAUAACGGCUCCAUGUGAAAAGUCACAUUUAUUUGAUUUUGAUGAUAUAAAUAUCAAAAUUCAUCCAAAAUUGGUAAUUGGAUAGACCCCAUGAUCUUGCUUGGUAUUAUACUUGGCCAAGUUAGAGUAUGGGAACAUUUUGCUUUUGUGUUAAGCAAUGUAUCUAGAAGACAAUUUACCCAUUUUCACAUUUAUGAUAUACCCCCACUUCGAAAGCCAUUGUAUGAUAAUAAAUAGAUGCUAGUUUCCUUUCGAUUAUUCUGUUGUCACUCCGAAUACAGUAAAACUCGGAAAAUAAAACGAAUUAAACGAAAUGAUGAUAAUAGUGUUAAAUGUAUAAAGAUCAUUGUAUUUAAUUUUGUUAAGAGUAAUUUGUAUAUUAAGUCCCACCAUUGUUGUAUAUUUAAUAUCAGUUUCAUAUCAUAUACAUGUAUAUAUUGUACAUAAUAUUAGUGAAACAUUAUUUUUAUGAUAAAAUGCAUACCAUGUGAAUAAUUGUACGAAAAUAAUUUAUUUAUCAAUAAUAAUAAUAUAAUUUUUAA